This is a messenger RNA of Lodderomyces beijingensis, 396 nucleotides long. The record is from the annotation of a GenBank genome assembly. Lineage: Eukaryota; Fungi; Ascomycota; Pichiomycetes; Serinales; Debaryomycetaceae.
AUGUCUGAUUUAGGAAGAAAGAACUUUUCCGACAAAGUCGAGGAGAAAUUGACCCCAGAAAGCCAAAAGUCCACUUUGGACAAGGGCAAGGAAGCUGUUACUGACACCGUCGACAAGGCUGGCCGUAAGAUCACCCCCGAGGAGGACAAGUCGUUCGGCCAGAAGGUUGCAGACAACUUUGCACAAGGAAAAGAAGAUGCCAAGAGCCAAGCUGAGAAAGACCUGAAGGCUUUGGAAGGUGAGGGUCAAACAUUGGCCGAAACCGCUCAAGAGUACUACGAUACUGCCAAGGACAAGCUCUCCGAAGCCGCAGACUAUGUCUCCAAGUCUGUCGGUGGUGCUGUUGAAGGUUCCAAGUCAGCCACCGAGGAUGCCGCUGGAAGUGCUAAGAAGUAA